AUGUUCCGAAAUCGGGAGCUGCGCUCGCACGCGAUUUACACGUGCACAGAUUGGUGCGGCGGAGUCUACGCUACUCCCACUUAUCAAGGCUCCCGCUCAGGAGGCAAUAUUGCCUGCGCCUGGGGCGUGAUGAACCUCUUGGGAAGAGAAGGAUACGUCGAGCGAGCGAAGAGAGUGAUCGGAUCCGCGCAUAAAUUGCGCGACGCUGCGCGAAAUAUUCACGGCAUCGAGGUUGUCGGAAACCCUCAGGAACAUGCUGACACUUUGUCGCGCUAG
This is a messenger RNA of Oikopleura dioica, 276 nucleotides long. The record is from the annotation of a GenBank genome assembly. Lineage: Eukaryota; Metazoa; Chordata; Appendicularia; Copelata; Oikopleuridae.